Molecule: messenger RNA, 558 nt
Organism: Fulvia fulva
Lineage: Eukaryota; Fungi; Ascomycota; Dothideomycetes; Mycosphaerellales; Mycosphaerellaceae
Exons: 2
Coding region: 1-558 (185 amino acids)
Molecular function (GO): protein binding
Source: RefSeq, a predicted model, not a curated record
AUGGCUCCGGCAAGUAACAGUACCAUGCACAAAGUCCUCAACACGACCGAGCUGUUGGAGUCGAUUUUGCUCCACGCCGACACAAAGACACUGCUCGCGUGUCUUCAAGUCAGUAAGCGACUCAACAAGGUCAUUCGGAAAUCACCAGCUUUGCUUCAGCAUAACUUUCUCGCCCCUAUCACGAAGGCCUCCGAACUGUCCGCGCAGUCGUCCGUCACCAAUGAGUUCGUGAUUGAAAGGAAGAUUCUCGUUUGUGCACAGCGAUGCUGCUGGUUCAAGAUUCAUCGUGCGCACAAUCACGUAGGGAAGAAGACCGAUAGCGAGUACGGAGUAACAUUCUUCCAUAGUUACUGCAGCGAACAGUCAAGGGCCAGACAGAGCUGGCAGGUCAUGCUGCUUGAACAGCCCCCACGCAAGAUUCGCAUCAAGCACAUCUGCAGGACCUGCUUCGGGAAACAGAAUCAUAACAUUGUCAUGAGUGCCGAAGACCGCCUGCGGGACCUCGGUAUCAAGCUCUUUGCGGAACACGGCUCCAUUGUGCAUUCCUAUGAUGAGUGA